This is a messenger RNA of Solanum stenotomum, 1087 nucleotides long. RefSeq names its product 28 kDa ribonucleoprotein, chloroplastic. The record is from RefSeq and is a predicted model, not a curated record. Gene Ontology annotation, molecular function: mRNA binding. The transcript has 4 exons. NCBI's taxonomy places the organism in Eukaryota, Viridiplantae, Streptophyta, Magnoliopsida, Solanales, Solanaceae. Bases 26 to 898 code for a protein of 290 amino acids. Gene Ontology annotation, cellular component: cytosol.
CUUGAAGCUUGGUGUAACACAAACAAUGGCUGCAAUUGAAUUAGCAGCAUCCUCAAUUUUCUCAUCUCCUUCUCCUUCUUCCUCCUCUUAUCUCAAAUUCCCAUUGUUUGUCAAUUCAAUUAAACUCCAAAAUUACAACCAUUCUCUUAAUCUUUCUCUAAAAUCCAUUCUUUGUCCCCUUCCUCUUCCUUCAAGAAAACAAUGCACCCAACUUCACUGCUCAGCAGUUGAAGUCACUGAACCUGUAACAGUACAAGAAGAAGAUGAAGAAGAGAAAACAGAGAAACCCCAGAAGAAUAAUCAAAGAAGAAAGCUUUUUGUUCUAAACUUACCAUGGUCUUUGACUGUUCCUGAUAUCAAGAAGAUCUUUGCUGAAUGUGGAAUUGUUGAUGAUGUUGAGAUUAUAAAGACCAAAGAUGGAAAGAGUAGAGGAUUUGCCUUUGUGACAAUGUCGUCUGGGGAAGAAGCUCAAGCUGCAAUUGACAAAUUGGAUUCUUAUGAAUUAUCAGGAAGAAUCAUCAGGGUAGAAUUUGCGAAGCGAUUUAAGAAACCUCCAGGAGCUCCUCCUCCUUCAACACCUCCCCAAGGGGAAACACGACAUAAACUUUAUGUUUCUAAUCUUGCAUGGAAAGUGAGGUCUACCCAACUAAGAGAAUUCUUCUCUGCAAACUACAAUCCAAUUUCAGCUAGGGUUAUUUUUGACAAUGCUUCAGGAAGAGCUGCUGGGUAUGGUUUCGUAACCUUUGACACAAAAGAACAAGCAGAGGCUGCAGUAUCUGCUUUAGAUGGAAAGGAACUGAUGGGCCGGCCAAUUCGCUUGAAAUUCAGUGAAAGGGAUGCUGAUGGAUCUGAAAACAAGGAAGAAGCACCGACUCAGGAAAAUCCUGAAGAGCCUUAGAUGACUCCCUUGAUUACACUUCUAUGGAUCAUCAAGGUCCUGUUUAAACCAGACUUUUCUUCUACUUAUGCACAUAGUUGCUGACUGUUACAUGAUAACCAGAUUUUUUGUAGACUCCAAAUAUAUUUUAUUUGACGUGUUUGUUUGGUCAUACUUUGGUGGCCUUUUAUCUUGUUUCCCUGUUUAUUG